Molecule: messenger RNA, 1595 nt
Organism: Pseudomyrmex gracilis
Lineage: Eukaryota; Metazoa; Arthropoda; Insecta; Hymenoptera; Formicidae
Gene: Max
Product: protein max-like
Exons: 4
Coding region: 383-904 (173 amino acids)
Biological process (GO): positive regulation of transcription by RNA polymerase II
Cellular component (GO): RNA polymerase II transcription regulator complex
Molecular function (GO): protein dimerization activity; DNA-binding transcription factor activity
Source: RefSeq, a predicted model, not a curated record
UAUUCUAUCUUUGUUUUUCAUCUAACGAGCGAUAAGGAUAGAAUGAUGCUGUUAACGCGAAAACGUGCGUUCCCCUCAGUUCUAAAGUGACAAAGUCGAAACGUUAAAAGUGUGCAUGGGAGGAACAAAAUUAGAUGCUUCGAAAUCAGUUGCUUUUUAAAAUUUAAUAUAUGACUUGUACGAUUAAAUAAAUUGACAUAUUUAGGCACAAAGCUGUAGGAUCAUCACAACGCUAUUUUUUUUCGUUAAUUUGCGUAUUGUGUUCGGGGACGCGAUCACAACACGCUGCUCGCACGCACUCCUGGCCAUUUUCUGCUGGUAGUAUCGUAUUUCUUAAUUUUUAUUUGCCAAUCGUCGGACGAUUAUAGACAAAAGCGUAAAAAUGAGUGACGAUGACCGUGAAAUCGAUAUCGAAAGUGACGAUGGCGACGACUUAGACCCUAAACUGAAACACUCGGGUAACUCACCGUAUUAUUCUCAGGUGAGAAUACCUGAGGCAGAAAAACGUGCUCAUCAUAAUGCGUUAGAAAGAAAACGCAGAGACCAUAUCAAAGACAGUUUCUCAAGUCUCAGAGAUGUUGUACCAGCUUUACAAGGAGAAAAAGUUGCAAGCAGGGCACAAAUUCUGAAGAAAGCAGCUGAAUAUAUUCAAUAUUUGAAACGAACAAAUCUUUCUAUUCAGCAAGAUAUUGAAGACCUUGAAAGACAGAAUUCAUUUUGUGAGGAAAAAAUUCGUAUGUUAGAAAAGACCAAGGCAUCUAUGACAUCCGGGGAGACGCGCGAAGUUGUGAAAUCUGAAGUAAGUAUACAUGUCUACGACACUGAAUCAGAGUCCUCCGAGUCUUACAGCGAAGUAAGACAGAAAAAUCGCAAAUCGAAGAAGCUGAAAGUUACUGGAGAAUAGUGACAACACGUUUGUGUUGUCUACUUUUUCCUUUAUUUGUUUAGUAUAUAAAUGUUCUAUCAUACAUUGUUGUAAGUUAUAAAUUGUGUGUACAAGAUGUGUAUAGAUAUAUAUAUGUAUAAAUAUAUGUAUACACUUAUAUACAUAUAUAUAUAUGUAUAUUAUAUAUCUAUAUUAUAUAGAUAUUUAUUUAAGCGAUUAGACUUCGUCCUAUAAUAUACAUUUAACAUAGUAAAAUUCCGCAAAUGGAAGAUGUUAACGUGACUGGCAGAAAGCGAGCGAAUUGUGUAAGAGAUUUGUAUUUGCAGUUGUCUGUAAAAUGAAUGUGUGUAGGUUUUAUUUGGAUUUUUUACGACGUAAAGUCUACUAUAUUCUAUGUGUUGUUAUUAAUUCUAUAUUCUAUAUUGUUAAUUUUAUUAUCAUUAAGAACGCCCUUGCAUCUGCACACAAUUUAGAAAAUACUUUGCAUUACGUGGUGCACAGUUAAUGUAUAUAAAUAUUAAUGUAUAUGAUUAUUAAACAACAAUAACGUUACAUCAAUAUGCAGUGUCUUUUUAAGUGUGAUUAUAUUUCGAACUAUAUAUUUGUCACGCUAACAAAACUCGAAAUAUCUCAAUUUAAACAGUUUUGAAGGAAACACUUCUAAACUUUAUUUAAAAAAAAAAAAAAAACUUACUGUAUAAGAAUUUAA